GGCACCAGUGUGUUUGGUUUGUGCAGUCGAACCUGGAUCAGUGACAGAUGAAUUGUCGAAAAUAGAGGAAAACGGAACGCGGGUGACUCUCCCGUGCACGAAAAACAUGUUUCCUAAAGGCAAAAGCUCCGUCGUGCCGUCGGAUGGUCAAGCUCGGGAAAAGUUGGCAUUGUAUGUUUAUGAGUAUUUGUUACAUAUUGGAGCUCAGAAGUCUGCGCAGACCUUUUUAUCAGAAAUUCGAUGGGAAAAGAACAUCACGUUAGGAGACCCUCCUGGGUUCCUGCAUUCCUGGUGGUGUGUCUUUUGGGACCUUUACUGUGCCGCUCCUGAGAGGAGAGACACGUGUGAACAUUCAAGUGAGGCCAAGGCCUUCCAUGACUACAGUGCUGCAGCAGCUCCGAGUCCUGUUCUUGGGAACAUGCCACCAGGAGACGGCAUGCCAGGUGGACCAAUGCCCCCUGGAUUCUUCCAGGGCCCUCCCGGCUCCCAGGCCUCCCCUCACGCUCCUCCUCCCCCUAACAGCAUGAUGGGACCCCACGGCCAGCCUUUCAUGUCACCUCGCUUUGGUGGCGGACCAAGACCUCCAAUCAGAAUGGGCAACCAGCCCCCAGGUGGUGUUCCAACAGCCCAGCCAAUGCUCCCAAACAUGGAACCUAGACUACAGGGGCCGAUGCAGAGGAUGAAUGUUCCCAGAGGAAUGGGUCCCAUGGGCCCCCAGAACUUUGGUGGAGGGAUGAGACCACCACACAACUCUAUGGGUCCUGGCAUGCCUGGAGUGAACAUGGGACCUGGAAAUGGCAGACCACCUUGGCCAAAUCCAAACAACAAUAUGCCAUAUUCCUCACCUUCUCCUGGUGCAUAUGGGGGUCCACAAGGAGGGGGGCCUCCAGGAACACCUGGCAUUGUCCCAAGUCCGGCAGACUCCAACAACUCCAGUGAAAACCUGUACACCAUGAUCAACUCGACUGGAGGGCGCAACAGCUUUCCCAUAGGCCCAGGCUCUGAGGGCCCUCUAGGGGCCAUGGCAGGAAUGGACCCAAUGCAUAUGAACGGAGGUUCAGGAGACUUAGAUGGACUCCCAAAGAAUUCUCCCAACAACAUGAGUGGCAUGAGCAAUCCUCCCGGGACCCCGAGAGAUGAAGAUGUAGGAGGCAGCUACCUUCACUCCUUCCAGAAUGAGAACCAGUACUCUCCUUCCAUGACAAUGAGCGUCUGAUGCCAGCCUGUUUGCUCAGUCCUGGAAACUCACAGUUGGCCGUCAAUGACAUGGACAGAGUACAUGUACAGGAAAUGGAAUUGGGUGGGACUGUCCUGGAUCCUCACAAGUGGUCUCAUGCAAUAUCGAAAUGAUUUUUGUUGUUCCUAUUUUUAAAUGGCUAGCAAACCUUUUGUCCACUCAGAAGAUCUAAAUGUGACUCAAUGCUCCUGGAUCUGUUUUUAUUUUUCCCCAUCUCUCAUUAAGAAGCAAAGUAUGGUUACAGCUGACAUAACCGCUGGAUUUGUGUUCAUUCGUGCCGACGAGGAAUAUCUCAGUUCAGUCUCUCUCCAAUCCGACAUCCACAUUCGACUUCAGCAUGGUUUACACGUACGAACCUUCCUCCGAUUUCUUGACACUGAGCUCUCAUACGUGGCCUUGAAUUCUGUGAAUAUUUUAUUGCCUUUCAACGACCUGUUUUUUUUCCGUUUUCUUCAAAUCGAGUGGUGAGAGAAUUCAGUCUUUUCUGAAAGGGAAGAUCUUGGUUGUAUUUUACUUGUAUAAUCUGUCAUUUUUGUCUUUGAGCAUUAUAAGCGGCUGCUUUUAAAGAAUCACUGCGUUGACAGGUCUCGUCCUGAAGAUACUUUUUUCUGCACUGAUUCCGUGUUCUCUCUUAUUUUGACUGCUGUUUUGAAUUUUUGGUCAAAGACUGAAUCCUGUCAGAUGCUAACCUAGAUAAACAUACUACCUAUCAGAGCCACACCUCUCAGAGUUGUUCAGGUGGGUGACUGGAUUAUGCGCCUGGAUACGUCUCCCUGCAAAAUGUUCAUCCGUACAUCAUGAUGAAUUUGUAACCAGUUCUAGAUAUCAUGAUAUAAUUUUUUAUAUGUAAUUCUCUGCCAUGUGCCUCUUUUGUUUCAUCUCUUAAUAUGAUUUGAUACUGGUUCCCGAGAGGAUGUCGCUUGUGUAAGCCAGACUCAAUGUUUUAUAUUAGGUUUAUUUGUGCAACAUCAGACACCGUGAUAAUACAGUUAGAAUGGUAACUUAUUAUAUUUAUACAGACAUUUGGUCAUUGUUUUGCAUUUAGUAGUUGUUUUGCACUGCUUUUGUUAGCUUGUGCAUCAUACUUUUAACUGUGGGCUAAAUAGGCUUGUUUAUAUAUUGACUACUAAAUUAUUUGGCUCCUGUCUGAGGAUUUUUGUCUUAUUUUUAAAUCAGUCGUUCAUACUGUCAUAAUGCAAACGGGAAGCAGUGUUUGAAAACCUAAACCUUCAGUUUCCAGCUGAAUGCUUGAAGAGAAAGCUCAAUGUGAAAUGAUAUUAACUUUGGAAAACGAUGUAAAGCUUGAUGUCCAAGACUUUAUUUAGGGUAGCAUCUCUCUAGAGAGCCAAGGUCCAGCCAUUCGAUUUCCAUGUAAAUCAUUCUCUUGAAAUCCGUGAACCAGUUUCGAUGUAAGAUAAAAUUGUUCCCAAAUUGUCAAA
Messenger RNA from Triplophysa dalaica, 2676 nucleotides. RefSeq names its product single stranded DNA binding protein 3b (gene ssbp3b). The transcript has 18 exons. Gene Ontology annotation, molecular function: single-stranded DNA binding; protein binding. Gene Ontology annotation, biological process: positive regulation of transcription by RNA polymerase II. Gene Ontology annotation, cellular component: nucleus. Bases 107 to 1216 code for a protein of 369 amino acids. The record is from RefSeq and is a predicted model, not a curated record. NCBI's taxonomy places the organism in Eukaryota, Metazoa, Chordata, Actinopteri, Cypriniformes, Nemacheilidae.